AUGCUCAGAGAUCGCUCAUUACGUGUUAGUGGAAGCAAAACGGAACUUGUUCAAAGGCUUCAAGAAGAUGAUGGGAAGGCGACGACUACUAAGCGAGGGAAAACAGCAGACAGCAAGAAGGCCAACGAUUCCAAGGAUGAAGCAAAUGAGGAUGCAUUCGACUAUAGAGCCAUAUGCAGACCCGAUCUGAGGUAUGAGGAUGAGGAGUAUGACUCUGAAGACGUCGCGGCUGCACCAAGGUUCCGCGAGCGAGAGCGUGAGAUGAUGGUGUGCGACAAUCUUCGCUGCAUCCGUGAAGACCCGGCCACAAAGCAUCCAGGCUGGACAUGGUUUAUCAGCAGGAAAGCACUUGACAUUGUUGCUCAAUUUCGAGUUGAAGUGCUACUAAGGGAAGCAGAGGUAUGGGACCCGAUGCAGUAUGGUGAUCAUAGUGGUUAUGGGUUUCAGGAGGUCGUUGACAAUCAUCUGGUGACAUUUAACGAGGAAAUCCAGAAGAAAAAUCCUUCUCCGGCCGCACUGUGGCCCAUAUUAGAAGCCUUUGCAUUCAAUCUGCCUGAUGACCGUGCUUAUUGGUUUCAUAUUGACGACGCGGAUGGUCUCUGUGAAACCUUGAAGAUACUUGGAGUGGCAGUAUUUUCCACGCUCAAGAUCCUGGAAGAACACAACUUGCUACGGGCUGACUCACCUGUCAAGAACAUUGCGCUGGUUCUCGCUUAUCUCCGACGUAACAUGGAAGAUUGGCCAGGGAACUGUGGUCCUGAGUAUCCCAUUGACGACGAGCUCAAAUGGUGUGAUGCUGCCAUCGUUGAAGCACAACACAGAGGCAUCGGAUUCAAGCGUGCUCCAUGGGGUAUCGAAGACAAACUGAAGAAGGAAGGUGUGGACUCAAGUCGAUAUGAAGACCAUAAGGAGACGAUCGCGGCAUGGAAGCGUCUGAAGUGGGACAAAGAGUACAAGACCUAUUACAACAAGCAUCGCGCUGGAAGCACUCUCGGUGGUCGACAAUAUGUCCUUGCCCCACAGGCCCAGGUUAAGCGGCUCAGGGAGAAGGCAAAGGUUGCCCCAUGGUACUUGCGUUGA
This is a messenger RNA of Exophiala viscosa, 1080 nucleotides long. RefSeq lists its product as uncharacterized. The record is from RefSeq and is a predicted model, not a curated record. The transcript has 4 exons. The coding region runs from base 1 to 1080 and encodes 359 amino acids. Lineage: Eukaryota; Fungi; Ascomycota; Eurotiomycetes; Chaetothyriales; Herpotrichiellaceae.